UGUUGAUAACCUGGUUAAAUUACACUUAGGUCCCUCUGCUGCAAUAUAUAUCAAAUGUCUGUUUAUUUGACUCUUCAUGGUAUGUCUCUUUGUUCCUCCUGUCUGUCUCUGUUCUUUCUGUCCUGUAGGAGAUGAUCCCGUUUGCUGUGGUGGGCAGCGACCAGGAGUACCAGGUCAACGGCAGGAGGCUUCUGGGAAGGAAGACAAAGUGGGGAACCAUAGAAGUUGAGAACAUUGCUCAUUGUGAGUUUGCCUAUUUGCGGGAUCUACUGAUUAGGACCCACAUGGAGAACAUCAAGGACAUCACCAGCAGCAUCCACUAUGAGGUGUACCGCGUCCGCCGCCUCAACGAAAACAACACCGCCGUCGCCCAUGCCAACGGCCUCCCCCAACACCACAUGACCUCCCAUGAGAUGUAGAGCCCUGCCCACCGUGUCCCAUGAGGCCUCACUUCCCUCCGAAGCAGCUUCGAUCCUUCCAUCCCGUUAUCCUUCCAUCCCUCACCCCUCCACUCACUCUCAAUGCCAAACCCUUCUACAGAAGGGAGAAGACCCACACUGGGGGGACUGAGGAGUGUAGUCUUAUCGCCCCCAAAUGGCCAAAUACAGAUGCAUAGAAUGGACUGUUGAUGCCAAUGCAUUGCCCCUCGAACCCGGUCUCUCUGACUAACGUCUACAUGAGGGUGGGGGGGGGGGUAAAUGCUAGCUAUCACUUGCAUUCAUUCAGGUUUAACCAGGCUAAGUAAACACUAUUAAUGUACUGCAACCUUAAUCUGUGUGUUUUCAGUUAUUCUGUCGUUCUUUAGGUUCCUCAUCUGUCGGUUCGGUUAACAAAAUAACGCUGUGUUUUCAGUCCCAUUACAUACAAGCAGUGACAGAAGUGCCCUCAAACUUUUGUUUGGGUAAAAUAUUGAUUUCUCAUCCGUUUUAAUAUAGCCCCUGUAAUGCAUCCUUCAUUCAUUGUUCAUUUGACCUGCUAUCUGAAGGUUCUACAACGUUUAUCUCUGUUCCCUUUGAGAGGGAGUAGUUUAGCCUUGAGGGACUCUAAUUCCCAGUAGGAGUGCUGAUUUGGGAUCAGUUUUGCCUUUUAGAUAUUAGAUUACAUGGACAGAGAGACCUGAACCUAGAUCAGCACUCCUACUCUGAGGCGCUUUAUACACUCGGCCCCAGAACUGUGGUACUGGAUCCAUCACGACAGCAGCAGAGGCACAGGACAGAUAUUCAGAUAAGUAUUUAGAAGUAUAAAUAAAAUCUAUUAAUUCUAUGGCAGUUGAUUCAUUUGUCAGAGUUCUGUUUGAUGAUGUCCGAGAGGGGUCAGUUGAAGAUGGUGAAUGGGGAGUGUUUCAUUGUGAUGGAAGUUGAUAAUGCUGUUGGAUUGGUCAGGAUUGCAUAAUGUCAGGGUUACUUAAUGUCGGGGUGGACUGGAGGUUUUGAGUCUAGUGGACAUCGUCGACACAUCUGUAGGACCAGGAGUUUUUCCCCAUAACUUGAACUGACCAGAAAAAACCUUGGGCCCUUGCAACAGCCUGUAACUAGGACGUUCUCAGUCAUAGUUAUGGACCGUAACUAGGGUCUUCUCUGAGUUGUCGUUAUAGACCGUAACUAGGGUCUUCUCCGAGUUGUCGUUAUAGACCGUAACUAGGGUCUUCUCUGAGUCGUUUAUAGACUGUAACUACAGUCUUCUCUGAGUCGUUGUUAUAGGCUGUAACUAGGGUCUUUGAGUCGUUGUUAUAGACUAACUAGGGUCUUUGAGUCGUUGUUAUAGACUAACUAGGGUCUUUGAGUCGUUGUUAUAGACUAACUAGGGUCUUUGAGUCGUUGUUAUAGGCUGUAACUAGGGUCUUUGAGUCGUUGUUAUAGGCUGUAACUAGGGUCUUUGAGUCGUUGUUAUAGGCUGUAACUAGGGUCUUCUCUGAAUCGUCAUUAUAGACUGUAACUAGGACCGUGAGUUUUUCCUGGUAAAGUCACAUGGUCAGGAAACCCCUGGUCCUACACGUGUAUGAUGCAGAGUGAGGGGAACACUCUCCUGUUGUCAUUGAUGAGCCAGUGCUUUAAGCCUUGAGCUGGUGACAGUACAGCGAUACAUAUCCCUUGUACUAUUGUGGUAAUUGUUAUUUUUACAUGGCUGCGUCGUCGUACAGGUAUUACUGUCAGAAAAUAGAUUUCAAAAUGCCCUCAGUGCCUUUUCAAUUCCAAAUAAUAGAUGUCAUUUUGGGGUGUUUUUUUAUAUUACAGAUGUUUAAAGAGUGAUUUAAAAUAAAUAGUAUUUAUGCACAUUAGAAAGAUAAGAAGUGUACCACCCACCCACUCAUCCACACAUGGUCGUUGUCCUGAGCAGAGAACACUAAAUCAGUUUCUACUGCCCAUGUCAAGUGUUUAGGAAAAACUCCUGGUCCUAGCUAUGUGCCAUGUCUCUGUGCCUUGGACAACACUAUUGCCUUUUAUUUAUUGGAGACUGUCCGCUAGCACAUGCUUUUAAACUGGAAGGACAACCGUGACAAUUAAGGCCCUGAGUUUUUCCAGACCAUGUGACCUGACCAGGAUAAACCUCCACAGCCUAUAACCAGGGACCUGAGUUUUUCCUGGUCAGGCCAAAUAGUCUGGAAAACUCCUUGUCCUAUUACUGAUGUGCUGGCUGGUGCCAAUCACCACAGCAGAAGACAUUUCAUUGUUAUCAAGUCUCUUUAUAUCAGACUGUGCACCCUGAAACUAAAGUCCUCCUUAAAAACUCUAAGUUCUCUCUCUUUCUCCCACUUUCUUUUCUCUUCUUCUCUCUUGCCGUUUCUUGGAUAUCAACCAGUAACAGUAAUAUGUGGUGUUUAAAGGUUUUAUGUGUUUCAGUUUCAAACUAUAAUCCUCAACUUCCAAACAUCAUCGUCGUCAUGCUCUGUCCUGUAUAUUCACUGUCAGAUACAUGUUUGUACUGGUAUUAAUAAUAACAGAAUUUACCUUUUGAUAUUGUGUUAUUUUCAAGAAAUAAAGAUGAAAGUUGUAUAUAGUCA
Molecule: messenger RNA, 3001 nt
Organism: Oncorhynchus keta (chum salmon)
Lineage: Eukaryota; Metazoa; Chordata; Actinopteri; Salmoniformes; Salmonidae
Product: septin-9-like
Exons: 3
Coding region: 132-419 (95 amino acids)
Biological process (GO): cytoskeleton-dependent cytokinesis
Cellular component (GO): cell division site; septin ring; microtubule cytoskeleton
Molecular function (GO): GTP binding; molecular adaptor activity; GTPase activity
Source: RefSeq, a predicted model, not a curated record